AUGACACCUGCGCAGACCAUUCAGUCAUCAGCAGGACUUUUGAACAUUUACGAAAAAGGAGAGAUUAUCGACUACAAAGAUGGCGUCUGGUUUUGCGGCUCCAAACAAGCAAAGAAACAUGUUGGAGAUAUAUCUGCGGCUGGCACAACAAACUUUGGCUAUGACGAUGAGAGAGGCGACUACAACAUUGUCAUGGGUGAUCACCUAGGAUACCGCUACGAAGUCAUAGAUGUACUUGGAAAGGGAAGCUUUGGACAGGUUGUGAGGUGCAUCGACCACAAGCUCGGCGUUCUUUGUGCUGUCAAGAUUAUUCGCAAUAAGAAGCGAUUCCAUCAGCAAGCUCUGGUCGAGGUCAAUAUCCUGCAAAAGCUCAAGGAAUGGGAUCCUGAUGAGGCUAAUGCGACGCUCACCAUAACAUCGUCCUUCUACUUCCGAAACCACCUAUGUAUCACCUCACCCUCUCUAAGCAUCAAUCUUUACGAAUUUAUCCGGACUCACAACUUCUCUGGUUUCUCGAUACAGCUCAUUCGACGUUUCGCACGCCAGAUACUCGCCUGUUUAUGCCUGCUUCAAUCCAAGCGGGUCAUCCACUGUGAUCUCAAACCCGAAAACAUACUUCUUUGCGACCCUCGUCGUGCAGAUGUUCGAGUUAUCGACUUUGGAAGUUCCUGCAAGGCAGACGAGAAGGUGUAUACGUACAUCCAGUCCCGCUUCUAUCGCUCACCAGAAGUCAUCCUCGGAAGCGAUUAUGGCCUCGGGAUUGACAUGUGGAGUUUCGGAUGCAUCCUGGCAGAACUUUUCACAGGAUACCCUAUAUUCCCUGGUGAGAAUGAACAAGAGCAACUUGCAUGCAUUAUGGAAAUCUUUGGCCCACCUGCUCGGGACAUCAUCGAGAAGGCCUCGAGGAGAAAACUCUUCUUCGACUCAUCCCUCAAGCCGCGCGUCACUGUAUCGAGCAAGGGCCGAAGGAGACGACCUAGCAGCAAGACUCUCGGUGGUGCCAUCAAGUGUGAGGACGAAGCUUUCUUGGACUUCCUCACUCAGUGUCUUCGCUGGGACCCAGAGAAGCGUCUUCGUCCUGAUCAAGCCGUGUUGCAUCCCUUCAUCACC
Molecule: messenger RNA, 1110 nt
Organism: Aureobasidium subglaciale EXF-2481
Lineage: Eukaryota; Fungi; Ascomycota; Dothideomycetes; Dothideales; Saccotheciaceae
Exons: 2
Biological process (GO): peptidyl-serine phosphorylation; peptidyl-threonine phosphorylation
Molecular function (GO): protein serine/threonine kinase activity; ATP binding
Source: RefSeq, a predicted model, not a curated record